AUGGAGGUUGUAAAGGAUAACUUUGAAGAAGCUCUUCAGCUUUUUCAAGAAAACCUUUUUCAAAGCGAAAUAGUAGCACUUGAUCUUGAAUUCACCGGCAUUCAUGGGAAACCAGAACAAUACAACGAUAACAUGCCAGAAAGAUACUCAAAAGUCCGAAGAGUCGCAAUGAAUUAUGAGAUCAUUCAAGUAGGAUUGUGCCUUUUCAUUCGCAAAGGUGAUAUAUGGGAAACAAGACCGUUUAACUUCUAUGUGUUUCCAGAAGAUUCAGGUGCAAAUCCUAGAGUUACUUUAGAAGUCUCAGCAAUUUCAUUUCUCAAGGAGCAUAACAUGGACUUCAACAAAUGAAUAUAUGCUGGAUUUGAUUGAAUUGGCAUUAGAUAGUGCUUUAAUCUAAUAAAAAAUUAUUAAUUGGCUAGUUUUAUAAAUAAUAGAAUAUAAUGCGUUUAAAGAAUUUCUUAACGGGCUUGAUUUAACCAAACAUAAACGAGCAUCUGGUGAAUUCUCAUUUAUCCAUCAAUAUGAGGCACUUAUUUAAUAAAAUCUAGGCUAUUAAUAUACUAAAUAGAAUUAAUGAAUUAAGAAAUUAAAUUAUCAUAAAUUCUAAGAGUGUAAAAGGCAUAAAAAUGCUCGUUAUAAAAAUUUUGAUGUACUUUAAAUUUUAAUUAAUGAAAAUUCUUAGAAAGCGGCAACAUUUUUAGCAUGCAAGAUUUUUGCGAUUUUUGAUUUGUGUUCUCUUUUAAAAAUCAAAACUCGAUUUUUUAAAAAUUUAUGUAUAAUUUUAUUAUUAAUAGAUCUUAUUUUACUCAUUUUGGAUUUGAGCACAUCUCAAUAUUGAUUGACCAUUUUAAAAAAAUUCACAAUUUUUAAUUUUAAAUCUGACCUUAAAAAAUUAAAACUUAUAAAACUUUAACUCAAUAAUACGAUUUUUUUUAAGUUUAUUAUUAAUAGAUCUUUAUUUUUCGUAUUUUGGAUUUGAACAUAUCUCAAACAUGAUAUGCUUAUAAUAAUUUAAAAGGAAAUUUUAUCAGAAAUCUCCACUUAUAAAUUUUAAGCUAAAUUAAUAAUCAUAUGAGAAUAAAUUUAGUUUAAGCAAGCCUGCAAGAAAUAAUUUCUCAAUCUAAGAUUUUUAUUUUAGAUAUUGAAAAGAUAUAAAGCCAUUCAAUAAUAUUUUCUAUCCAAAAUACUUAAAUUAUAGGUUAAAAUAGUUUUUAAAUAUUUUUAACAAUAAAAAAAUCAUGUCUUGAUAUUAUGUGGACAGCUUAUUGGCAAAAAUAUGAGGAUAAGAAAUUAUUCCAGCAAAUUAUACCAAGGAAUCCCAUACAUGACUAUGCUACAAGAAAGCGACCUUCAUACAAAGCUAAUUUCUGUACAAGAAGAACCUACGGAGCAAUUAGUCCUUUCGAAACCUAAUGAUAUUGCCAGAAUGAAAGAAAUUGAAGAAAAUAUCAACCAAUUUAUAUCAGGAUGCGACCCUUAUAUUGAUAUUAAUGGACUAAAUGCUUAUUUAAGGAGAUAUUUAUAUACAGAACUGAGAAAAAGCUACCCUAAUAUUUUCCCUGAAAGUGUGAAAACUGAAGGAAGCAGAGAAGUUACUAUGAGGUUGCACAAGGUUGAUCCAGAAGCUGCACAAAGAAUGAAAGAAGAAAAAGAAAGCAGAAAGAAAUUUGAGUUUAAUGGAAGAAUUGGCUUUAGAAGAGUUUUUACGUUGCUAGAACAAGCUAAAAAACCAUUAAUUGUCCAUAGUGGUCUAUAUGAUUUGGCGUUUUUUAUAGAUGGGUUUUAUGGCGAUCUUCCAGAAAAAUACUCAGAAUUUAAAUCAUUGAUUCAUAUGCUUCAAUAGACUGAAUUAAAUGAUUUUGUAAGAAAAAUAAUUAUUACAUUUUUCAUUUAAAUUUAUAUUGGUAUUAAUUAUUAUUUUAUAUAUUUUAUUCCCAAUAGUUUACGAUACUCGUUAUAUCUUAGAAAGACAUCCUGGGCUCUGGGAAGAAUUUGAUCAAUCAUCAUCACUUAAAGGACUAAGCCAGUUUUAUUCAUUUUUAUGCAAAAACGAAUUCAGAAAAAUUUCUCUUGCAGAAGGGUUUGAAAAAUAUCGUGAUGAAAGGUAUGCUCAUGAAGCUGGAUUUGAUGCACUAAUGUGUGGGACUUGCUUCCUAUGGCUAAUAGAAAAAAUUGGCAACUUAGAAGGGUAUAGAAAUUUGCUGCCAGCCUUUAAAAGCUUUUUUGCAAUAAAUUUGGAAGGAGAUGAUCUUAUUUUCCCUGAAAAUUAUUAUUAUUUUAAAGGUGCUGACAUCAAAAAAACCUUUGGGGCUUUAGAAGGAUUUUCUUGGAGAUACAUCAAAGACGAUGAAUGUUUCGUUCAAAGUGUGUCAGAAGAAAAAUUGACAGAAUUCAGAAGACGAGCUGAAGGAAACAACUGGACACUUAUUUCAAUCCAUAACUAUUUUAAUUCUAAAGUCGCUGAGAUCUAA
Messenger RNA from Blepharisma stoltei, 2471 nucleotides. The record is from the annotation of a GenBank genome assembly. NCBI's taxonomy places the organism in Eukaryota, Ciliophora, Heterotrichea, Heterotrichida, Blepharismidae.